Tetrahymena thermophila SB210 is the source of this 768-nucleotide messenger RNA. RefSeq lists its product as hypothetical. The transcript is spliced from 2 exons. NCBI's taxonomy places the organism in Eukaryota, Ciliophora, Oligohymenophorea, Hymenostomatida, Tetrahymenidae. The record is from RefSeq and is a predicted model, not a curated record.
AUGAAGAUAUUAAAUGUUAUAAAGAACCUUCUCUAUCAGAAGAAAAUAUCAAUUAGACCUUACUAUUUACGGAUAAGAUAUUAUGAAAGUACAAUUUAAUUAGUUUAUUUUUCAAAAGAAUGCAUUUUUGCAGGCUUUUUGUGCAGAUUAAUGGGUAGCAUAAGUUUAAAUUUAUUACUUAGUUUUAUUAUCUGCUCUAGCAUUCCAAGCAGCACCUUUAAGUCUAACCUAUUCCACAAUUUCGCCUACUUAGCUUGGAGGAUUGGCUUCCUUGAUUAUUGCACCUAUAAUUUUAAAAUAAAUUAGUUUGAUGUUUCUAUAAAUAAAAUUUACCUAAUUCAUCACUCAUAACGAAGAUUGAGAACUUUUGAAUAUUGGAAAUGCUUGUAGAGCUACGAGAAACAUAAUCAAAGCGUCCUACUAAAUCGGUAUAACCAUCUUUAAAGAAUGAGACAGUUCCAUCUUUUUGCUUAGAGAAGCACUUAACAUAAACCUUAGAAAGUGGUUUUUCUUCCUUGUCAAGAAUCUUAAUUUGACCAAUAUCUUCUAUUAAUUAGACUUAUAGAGAAGUAGAGAAGUAAGUCACACUACUUUAUACAUUAUGGGAAGAUACUUCUAUGCAAACAUUAGACUUUACAUAUUUUUCUGGAAUUGGAAUUUACACUUUUUAAAGUCCUUUUGAUAUAUCAAAAUCAAAUACUUCUGAGUGAUUAGGCUUAACAAAGCUAAAGUCAGAAGCUUCGUUUGAAAGGAAGGGAUUUCUACUGA